CACUUCGUAUUAAAAUCAUCUCUCACGUUUCUCAUAAUGUCCCAACUGGGCACCACCAUUCGUCCAAUGAAACGACGUAACUUGUUGUUUCUUCCUCCCAAAACGUAGCGUAUCACUUUAAUAAUGCACUUCAUUUCAUUUUCUUCAGAUAACGAUCAUCCACCUCCUUCACCUUCUCACCAACUCUCUACUUCCUCACUCUCUUCCGCCAUUUUAAUCCACUGAAAUCUCUCAAUUUUCAAAUUCAAAUUCAAGGUUUCUACUAACGUAUGACUGAUUCCACUAUUUAAUUGAAUAGUGAAAGUCUCAAAUUCUUCGUCAAUGGCGGAAUUAGUAGCAGCAAUUAUUGCUGCGAUGGUAAUAAUGUCAGUUAAUUUAGUAGAGUCGAAGUUUAUGGUCUACAAUACAUCGGCGAAAAUAGUUCCGGGAAAACUCAACGUUCAUUUAGUUCCUCACACUCACGACGAUGCUGGUUGGUUGAAAACCGUUGACCAGUACUACGUUGGUUCUAAUAACUCCAUUCAGGGAGCAUGUGUUCAGAAUGUAUUGGACUCUUUAAUUCCGGCAUUACUAGCGGAUAAGAAUAGGAAAUUUGUUUAUGUUGAGCAGGCGUUUUUCGAGCGGUGGUGGAGAGAUCAGAGUGAGGCCAUGCAACACAUAGUCAGCGACUUGGUCAAAUCUGGUCAACUUGAAUUCAUAAAUGGGGGCAUGGUCAUGCAUGAUGAGGCUGCUACACAUUACAUUGAUAUGAUUGAUCAAACAACACUUGGACACCGAUUCUUGAAGAAAGAAUUUGGGCUGACACCCAGAAUUGGAUGGCAAAUUGACCCUUUUGGGCAUUCGGCUGUUCAGGCUUAUUUGUUGGGGGCUGAGGUUGGAUUUGAUUCCUUAUUUUUCGCUAGAAUAGACUAUCAAGAUAGGGAAAAACGUAUGGCUGACAAAAGCCUUGAAGUUGUCUGGCAGGGUUCUAAGAGUCUUGGGGCCAGUGCUGAGAUCUUUACUGGUGCUUUUUGGCAAGGAAAUUAUGAACCUCCAGAUGGUUUUCAUUUUGAAGUUAAUGAUGACUCUCCAAUUGUCCAAGAUGACCCUACCUUGUUCGACUACAAUGUUCAAGAUCGUGUCAAUGCCUUUGUUGAUGCUGCAUUAGCACAGGCAAAUGUUACUCGAACAAAUCAUGUAAUGUGGACCAUGGGAACUGAUUUCAAGUACCAAUACGCUUAUUCAUGGUUCCGGCAAAUGGACAAGCUGAUUCAUUAUGUUAACUUGGAUGGACGUGUCAACGCGCUCUACUCGACCGCAUCAAUAUACACGGACGCAAAACAUGCAACUCAAGAAAUCUGGCCAACAAAAACUGAUGAUUUCUUCCCAUACGCAGAUAGAAUUAAUGGUUACUGGACCGGAUACUUUACUAGCAGACCAACUUUGAAGCGUUACGUUAGAGAGAUGAGUGCCUACUAUAUGGCAGCAAGGCAACUGGAAUAUCUUAUAGGAAGGCGUAAAUUAGGCCCUAAUACUGACGCAUUAGCAGAUGCUUUAGCUAUAGCUCAACACCAUGACGCAGUUACUGGUACUGAAAAGCAGCAUGUAGCUAAUGAUUAUGCAAAAAGACUUUCAAUUGGUUAUCAAGAGGCGGAGGCAUUGGUUGCAUUAUCAAUUGGAUGCCUUACUGAAUCUUCCCCCUCUACUAGUUGUCAGAAGCCAACAACAAAGUUUCAACAGUGUCCUCUGUUAAAUAUAAGUUACUGUCCUGCAUCAGAAACUGACCUGUCUCAUGGGAAAAAUUUGGUUAUUGUAGUCUAUAAUCCCCUUGGAUGGAAGAGAGAAGACAUUAUUCGCAUUCCGGUUAAGAGUGAAUCUUUCGUAGUUCGUGAUUAUGAAGGAAGGGAGAUAGUGUCACAAGUACUUCCUAUAUCUGAUGUGCAAUUGAGCUUAAGUAAAUUUUUUGUGACUUCAUACUUGGGGGUAACUGUAAGAGAUGCACCUAACUAUUGGCUUGCAUUUAGAGCAUCUGUACCACCUCUUGGUUUCAGCACGUAUACUGUAUCUGGUGUUAAAGGUUCUAAAUUGACAAGAUCAUCUGUUGACACACAUCAAGGAAAUAAGAAGUUUACUUUUGACAUUGGAUCAGAGAUUCUGAAAGUUCAACUCUCUGAGAAUGGAAAGUUGAUUUAUGAUAACAAAAAGAGAAAGUUGGGUAAGAAAUCUGUUGAAGUAUCUUAUGGUUUUUAUGCUGGAUACGAAUACAAUGAAACUGAGAAAUAUCCCCAGGCUUCCGGUGCCUAUGUGUUCCGUCCAAAUGGCACAUUUAUGAUGCUAUCUAAGGGAAAGGUUCAAUCCACUGUUGUGCGCGGUCCUUUGAUAAAUGAAGUUCAUCAGCAGAUAAAUUCAUGGAUUUAUCAGGUCACCAGGGCUUACAAGGAUAAUGAGUAUAUCGAAGUUGAAUACACAGUUGGGCCUAUACCAGUUGAAGAUGGGAUUGGAAAAGAAGUUGUAGCUAAAUUGUCUACUGACAUACAGUCAAAUAAAAAAUUCUACACGGAUUCAAAUGGUCGUGAUUUCAUUGAAAGGAUUCGUGAUUAUAGAUCAGACUGGGAUUUGCAAGUAAAUCAACCAGUUGCUGGAAACUAUUAUCCUAUCAAUCUUGGAAUAUAUUUGCAAGAUGGUAUGAGCGAAUUCUCUGUUUUGGUAGAUAGAUCUGUUGCUGGGUCUAGCAUAUUGGAUGGUCAGAUAGAGCUCAUGCUUCAUAGACGGUUGCUCAAAGACGAUGGUAGAGGUGUUGCAGAAGCUCUAAAUGAAACAGUUUGUGCUCUUGAGAAGUGCAUAGGCUUAGUUGCCCAAGGAAAAUUUUAUAUCAAAAUUGAUCAUCUAGGAGAGGGUGCCAAAUGGAGGCGUUCAUUUGGUCAGCAAAUAUACUCUCCACUUCUCUUGGCCUUCAGUGAACAGGAUGAAGACACCGGGUUGAAUACUCGUAUACCAAUGUUUUCAGGAAUGGAUUCAAGUUACAGUUUACCCGAAAAUGUUGCGAUGAUCACCCUUCAGGAACUUGAUGAUGGAAAAGUCCUGCUUCGCUUGGCACAUCUGUUUGAGGUUGGAGAAGACAAGGACCUUUCAGGCACGGCAAAGGUAGAACUGAAAAAACUAUUCUCGUCAAAGAAGAUUGAAAAAAUAAUGGAGACAAACCUUUCGGCAAAUCAAGAGCGAGCAGAAAUGGAGAAGAAGAGACUGGUUUGGAAGUCUCAAAGCUCUUCUGCAAAGGCAUCCAAAGUGACACGAGGCGGACCGAUUGAUCCUACAGAUCUGAUUGUGGAACUUGCUCCAAUGGAAAUUCGUACGAUGCUGAUUGAAUUCAGCCAGAAAUCUGACAGAAUCUUUGAUAUUUGAAAAUCAGGUAUUACGCCCCAUUAGUCGUUACCCUCAGCUGGCGUUCAACCUGACACUGCUUUGAAGAUUUCACAACUUUCUUUCCGGGAUGAAGGCCACCAGUGUAUGUAAUGUCGUAGAUGCUUGUUUGUGGUUUUAUUCGUUAGUUGAAACUGUGGUUAGUUGGGUGAAUUAGGGGCGAAUUCCAACACAGCCAUGGGUGUAACUCGAUUCCAAAACCUCGAGAUCAGAGAUGUUGGCUGCGCCUGUAGGCCAACAUCGAUUGCUCAAUCUUAUACACUCUUGUUCUUGUACAAUAAAAUAAAAAGUGAAGAUUUGGAGCA
Messenger RNA from Amaranthus tricolor (Joseph's coat), 3704 nucleotides. RefSeq names its product probable alpha-mannosidase At5g13980. The coding region runs from base 322 to 3381 and encodes 1019 amino acids. NCBI's taxonomy places the organism in Eukaryota, Viridiplantae, Streptophyta, Magnoliopsida, Caryophyllales, Amaranthaceae. Gene Ontology annotation, biological process: mannose metabolic process. The transcript has 29 exons. The record is from RefSeq and is a predicted model, not a curated record. Gene Ontology annotation, molecular function: carbohydrate binding; alpha-mannosidase activity.